AUGGGAGCAGCACAGUCGUGGUGUUGUGGAGUCAAUUGGAAUAAUCGAGAUGAUAACAUGCCGCAGCCUGACCAGCGACUUUCGAAUGGAUUCAAGAACGACUGUGAUCUACACACUGUCGAUUCAAAGCCAGUGAUGUCAGCACCACAGCUGAUCAAGCUACAAGGGCCAUCGUAUAGUAGUGGAAGUAUAGAAGCGAAAUAUGAAAUGCUGGACGAGAUUGGACAUGGAGGUACUUCAAUCGUAUACAAAUGUCGUGAGCGUCGUACCGGGAUUAUACGUGCUUGCAAGAUCAUUGAUCGACGCGCAGUCGAGAGAGAACACAACGUGGUUAUGGAACAAUUUCAAGUUGAGAUUCGAGUGCUCCAGUCACUGAGGCAUCCAAACAUUAUUCGCAUUGAAGACGUGUUCUUGUCGGAUUCAAAGAUCUGUAUGAUUACAGAGUACAUGGGAGGUGGCGAGCUGUUUGAUUAUGUCGUCGACAGAGGGACGUUGUCAGAGGUUGAAGCAAGCACGAUUGUACGACAGAUCACGUCGGCUGUUGCCUACUUGCAUGCACGUGGAAUAAUUCACCGUGAUCUUAAGCCAGAGAAUCUCAUGUUGACAAGCAAGUCGCGUGGAGCAGAUGUAAAAAUUAUCGACUUUGGUCUGGCAAAGUUGCUGGACGCGGAUGACAAGACGGCUUCGUUUCUAGGAACACGAGGUUAUCUUGCCCCUGAGAUGCUGCAGCGUCAGGCGUAUUCCAUGUCUGUAGAUAUGUGGGCAUUGGGAAUCAUCGUCUACGUUUUGCUCUGUGGUUGUCUGCCUUUUGGUGAUGAUGGCGGCAAAAUUGCCAACGCGAAAGCAGCUAAGGCCAAGUUUUGUCUUCGUUUUCCUCGCUGGGCGAGCGGUUUAUCAGAAUCUGCAAAAGAUUUACUUCGGCAAUUACUUGAGGUGGACUCGACCGAUCGGUACUCUGCCGAGCAGGCGCUGGCACAUCCGUGGGUCACUGGCGCUCGCACACCGAACAAAUUUCUCAAGUCGCCCAAUUAUCUUCGCACGAUCAAACAGGAACAAGUGAGUCGAAAGAUAGAAGGUCGUGUGGAUGGGAUUCAAUUUUCAAAUGGCAAUGAAGUGGACGAGUCGACGAGCAAUAGGCUUCGAAUCAGCGUCCGAAGACAAUCUCGCUGA
Molecule: messenger RNA, 1170 nt
Organism: Peronospora belbahrii
Lineage: Eukaryota; Oomycota; Peronosporomycetes; Peronosporales; Peronosporaceae
Source: the annotation of a GenBank genome assembly